CUUCUAUCUUAUGGAUAUUCACAUUAUUAAUAUAUUUAUUUAUAACAACUCCACAAUAUUUUAUUUUUAUUUUAUUUUUAGCUUCCUAAAAGGUAAUAUUUCUUUUCUUCAGUUUCACAAAAAAAAAAAAAGAAAGCGGGACACAGCCCACGCCCUGGAAUGACCAUGGUCGGGUUUAGUUUGGAAUAGCAUGAGAUUAACGAAGAAGAUCAGGAAACCAUGAGGAGCAACAGCACCGGCAGCAGCAGCAGCUUCAAGGAAGAAGAUCUAAAGAAACAGACAUCAUCUCCCUCUUCAGCUUCUUCUGCUGUUGAUUCAAGAUUCAAUCAAACUCUCCGAAGUGUUCAUGGGUUGCUCAAAGGCCGUAGUUUUCCUGGUAAGAUACUCAUAACAAGGAGGACAGAUCCACCAGAUGAUGCUAUCUUACAGUCUCCAAAUAGUAAUAGGAGUUUUUCUGAUUAUGAUUCGGAAUCUAGUGAACGAAUUGAAGGAUCCAUGCAGGAUGAGCACCAAACUAGAAGUAUAUCAAGUAUUAAUUCAUCAUUUAGCAAGAUGAAAACAUCUACAUCACUUCCAGAAAACUUGUCUAAAGAGGUUCAGAAAGCCCCAGUUGGUGCCAGAGCCACAGAUUCUGCAAGGCUGAUGAAAUUUACAAAAGAGUUAUCUGGGACGACUGUCAUUUUGGAUAACCUCCGUGAAUUAGCCUGGAGUGGGAUUCCACCAUAUCUACGACCCACUGUAUGGAGACUUCUUUUGGGAUAUGCACCCCCUAAUUCAGAUAGAAGGGAGGGAGUUUUAAGAAGAAAGCGCCUGGAGUAUCUUGAUUGUGUUGCUCAGUAUUAUGACAUUCCAGACACUGAGCGGACAGAUGAAGAGAUUACCAUGCUUCGCCAGAUUGCUGUUGACUGUCCGAGAACUGUGCCUGAUGUCACGUUCUUCCAACAAGCAGAAGUUCAAAAAUCUUUGGAGCGCAUUCUUUACAUAUGGGCUAUCCGGCAUCCUGCGAGUGGUUAUGUUCAGGGAAUUAAUGAUCUGGCUACACCCUUCUUGGUUGUGUUCUUGUCAGAACAUCUAGAAGGCAAUAUUGAAAGCUGGUCCCUGGCAGAUCUGGCUCCAGAAAAAAUAUCAGAUGUAGAGGCUGACUGUUAUUGGUGUCUAUCAAAGUUACUUGAUGGCAUGCAAGACCAUUACACAUUUGCUCAACCAGGAAUCCAAAGACUAGUGUUUAAGCUGAAGGAAUUGGUUACGCGGAUAGAUGAACCAGUAUCAAAACACAUGGUGGAUCAAGGGCUUGAGUUUCUUCAAUUUGCUUUCCGUUGGGUUAAUUGCCUAUUAAUACGCGAGAUUCCUUUCAAUCUGGUUACACGCUUAUGGGACACAUAUCUUGCAGAAGGAGAUGCAUUGCCUGAUUUCCUUGUGUACAUAUUCGCCAGUUUUCUCUUAACAGUAAGAUAUACUCUUCCUCACAUGCUAUAAACAGCAGUGAGAAAAUUAGAGAUGCACACUCUACUGUUCAAAUAAUUUAUAUCUUUCUCAAGUGGCACUAGAUACUUUGAGUUAAUGACAUUAGCUUUGACCAGGUUCUUGUAGUUGGGCAAUUAAAGUACUUCGUGGUGAAAAAUAAGAUUAGACAAGUAAUAUAAACCACAUAAUAUCACUUAUGUGGGGCCAUGCGAACCAUUGAUGGUUUUGCCACCAUUAGAAGUAGAUGUUCCAUCAAAUCUUGUCUCUGAACCAAAUUGUUGAUCUGCAAUCAUUCUAUUUGAGAAUAAAGUGGCUGUUCGUGCAUAUUUAGAUAUUUUCUCCGGCUCCACUUCCAGAGGUGGAAAGUGAUGAGCAUGCAAUGCCUGUUGCAUGUGUAUCUUUUCACUCUUGAUAAUCAGUAACUGUAGUGUUAUCGUUUCCUUUAAACUAAUCUCCUCGGGGGAGGAGGAGUCCUUUCUGUCCUUGUAUAAGCUUUAGUACACUGCAUUUACAAGGAUCUGUUUCUUUCAUCUAGAAACAGAAAUGUUUCUGUUACUAAUAAGAACCAAAAACUUUUCUUUUCGUCGGUUUUGUUAGAUGUAUUCUUCACAGUUAUUGCUGUUUUGUUAUGCAGUGGUCCGACAGGAUCCAGAAGCUUGAGUUCCAAGACAUGGUCAUGUUUCUGCAACACCUUCCAACCCAAAACUGGACACACUUGGAGCUGGAGAUGGUUCUUUCUCAAGCUUACAUGUGGCACACUAUGUUUAAAAGUUCUCCCAGCCACUUGGCUGGCUGAAGAGUUUUCUGACAACUCAAGAUUUUAUUUUCGGCCAUCAUCAUUUGAUUGUUUUUGUCUCUAUGUUGUUUUUCCCAAUACGCUUAUCUAAUUAUAAAUUUUUUUAAUCAAUUAGAUGAAUUUAUGUAAACUGCCGUAUUUUCCUUUUCCUGUAAUAUCUGUAUCAUUGAUGCAAUGUGUACACUUCCCAUUGAAGUAUAUAGGAUAUAAUCGCAGUGGUGAAAAGGGCUUUGUUUCUGAUUGAAGAAAAUUCUCUUGUGAACUGAUCUUUGGGUGAGAUUCUGAAUGUGAUUUGAUACUACAUAUGGAGAUUAAUCUUGAAUGAUUGAAUCAACAAAUUACAAUGUGUUUGGAUCUGCAUUUGCUCUUAGCAGAGCCCCAAUUACUUUGUUCUGGCGACAAAAUUCUUGGGAAAUUCUAUCUCCGGAACAGGCAUGAAUCACAUAAGCCAUUAAAAACGCGAUUUGUUGCAUUAUUUGCAACUAGCAAAAGGUUCAAAGAGGAGGGAUGAAGGGGAUUUGCUCCCAAAGAGCUGCACCUUCUGCCAUCAUCUGUCGACUCGGCUUUGAGACUGAGAGUUUGAAGAUCGUUGAACCAUGGUUCCCCCUCAUAUGUCUCAUAGCGCAAACGUGGAUCAAAGAUUAAUUCCUCGAGGGAGACAGCAUUUUCUAGGAGAUACCACUUCACAAGAUCCAAUUCAAAUGAAUAGCCCCGAUAUCCACAUAUCUCAACCAGAUUUUGGCACGAUAAUUGACGACGUUUUCUGACUUCAUACUGGUUUCAAAAACUCGGUAAUUCAUCUUUAUUACAAACUUUUCAAGCUUUGGUGAUGCCCCAAAUGGUGAACCAAGUCCGUGGUAAGCGUGACAAGCAGCAUUUUCAGGGGACAAAUGCAAAGUUCCAAGUGUUUCAAUGCAAGAGAUGGACUUGGA
Messenger RNA from Oldenlandia corymbosa var. corymbosa, 3192 nucleotides. Lineage: Eukaryota; Viridiplantae; Streptophyta; Magnoliopsida; Gentianales; Rubiaceae. The record is from the annotation of a GenBank genome assembly.